Messenger RNA from Conger conger (European conger), 4823 nucleotides. RefSeq names its product HPS5 biogenesis of lysosomal organelles complex 2 subunit 2 (gene hps5). NCBI's taxonomy places the organism in Eukaryota, Metazoa, Chordata, Actinopteri, Anguilliformes, Congridae. Gene Ontology annotation, biological process: developmental pigmentation. The record is from RefSeq and is a predicted model, not a curated record. Gene Ontology annotation, molecular function: protein binding. The coding region runs from base 184 to 3504 and encodes 1106 amino acids. Gene Ontology annotation, cellular component: cytoplasm. The transcript has 23 exons.
GGGAAAGGGUUGGGAGUCGGGACAUAUCAGGUAGCAAUCGAUUAAUGGAACAUACAACUCACCGAGUCUCUACAGGGCCCUGGAUGCAAAGGCCUGCAGACAUCCUAUGCACGGCAGUACGACGCAGUGCAAGAAUAGUUCGAGUUUGUUUGCAGUGUGUGACAGAGGGGAGAGGUGAUCACCAUGCCCUCUCUGCCCGCCGUUCCCGAGGCCUGCAGCCAUGUCUUGGCUGAGUUUGACUGCCUGGACCCCCUGCUUGCCGCCUUGCGCUUGGACUCUGGCCGGCUGAAGUGCACCUGCUUGGCAGUGUCCAGGAAGUGGUUAGCCCUGGGUACUUCAGCUGGGGGUCUGCACCUCAUUCAGAGGGAGGGCUGGAAGCAACGACUCAUCCUGACGCACAAGGAAGGAUCCAUCACUCAGGUCGCUUGCUGCCCCCAUGAUGACGACUUUAUCGCUGUUGCUACAAGUCAGGGCCUGGUGGUGGUGUGGGAGCUGCAGAUGGAGCGGAGAGGGCGUCCUGAGCGGGUUUCGGUGUCGUGGGAGCAUCGAGGCGGCGGCGUGACGGCGCUCUGCUGGGACACCGCUGCCCUCCGGGUCUUUGUCGGGGACGCCAGUGGAAAAGUGUCCUUCCUCCGCGCCGGGUCCUCCAAACUGGGAAAGGCGUCGGCGUUCGUAAUGUUCCCCGUUCAGACCAUCACCACAGUGGACUCGCGUGUGGUGCAGCUGGGUUACCAGGACAACCGGCUCCUGGUGUCCUCUCUCAGCCGCUGCUACCUGUGUGACACGGAGAGAGAGAAGUUCUGGCGGGUCGGGAAUAAGGAGCGGGAUGGCGAGUACGGGGCCUGCUUCUUCCCCCAGGGGCGUGGCCUUGGAGCUGCCCAACCCCCACUGCUGUACUGUGCCCGCCCUGGGUCCCGCAUAUGGGAGGCCAAUUUCAGUGGAGAGGUCCUGAGUACACACCAGUUUAAACAACUGCUGGCCUGCCCCUCUGUACCACUCAUCUCAUACAGGGGUGAGCCUCAAUACGACCCAGCCCAGCGGAGCCCCCAGUCCAUCGCUUUCCCCAGACUGCUGUAUCUCAGUGAUCAGAACUUGCUGACCUGGACUGACUCUGCUAUGUACGUCUUUGUACCUCAGAGUGGCCAAGUCCUGCUGUGGACAGAGAUUAAAGACGUGGUGGAGGUAGCGGUCUUCCGCAGCGAGCUGUUCUGCGUCCACGGCGACGGGCGCCUGUCGCACCUCUCGCUGCUGCCGGCCGAGCGCUGCGUGGAGAGGCUGCUGCGCCGGGAGUCCUGGGCCCUGGCCGCCACCCUCUGCUGCAUGUUCCAGCACGCUGUCGCCCCCUGCAGGGUAAGGAAGACGCUUCCCAUCGACCGCCUGGAGUACCUGAGGUCACAGCUCAAUAGCUCCACCCACCAAGACCUGAUCAGCCAAUUGGAGGAAGUCAUCUCCAAGCUGGAGCCCCUGGACUCUGCCUCCAGCAGCCGAAGAAGCAGCAUCUCUUCACAUGAGAGUUUCAAUGUGCUGGACUGUGGAAUCUAUCGGGUCAUCAGCCGCAGGGGUAGCCAAUCGGAUGAAGAGACAAGCUCCCUCGUUAGCCAAUCAAUGUUAGAAGAGGAACGGCUGAAGGAAUUUAGCUUUAUUCAGGAGGACGAGCCAGUGGACCAAGACCAGCCACCCGAUCGCCCGGAGCCGGACCGCUCCGAGGCCGGCCUGCAGUUCCACCUCCCCCUCUCAUUCCGCCCCAAACCCCCCCGUGUGGCGCUACAGGCGGUAAGAGACAGUGUCUCCAGCUUUGUCAAGAAGACCACAGAGAAGAUCAAUACCCUCCAGAUGAACUCUGACCUGUGGGCUCGUCCGGAUCAGAGGGACGGGGGACAGAGCGACGUGGGGUUCUCCGGGGCCCCGUUCUCCGAGGAGAGGGACACAGAGCAGAGUGCUGACUCACUGAGUGCAGAGACAUACCUCCAGGAGCUGAGAGAAGCCACUGAGCGAGCAAUCUCUCAAACACAGGACCCGAUGGUUCUGUUGGACCCCGCCUGCCUGGGAGAGGUUCUGCAGGAGUGGCUGCCGGUCCUGGACCGGCUCCUGGGUCCGCACGAUUCGCACCCAUCCCAGAAGAACCUGUCCGGUCUGGAGAACCCUCUAGAACCGGGCUGCAAGGGGGAACAUCCCGACAGCACCUCCACCACUCCUGACGUGGGACCAGAGGUGCAGGAUGAGGUGGACACCACCCGGGAAGGGGGCCUCGAGAGAUCCCCCACGCCCCAGGGGUCCGAGGGCCGACCGGAAGAGCCAAUUCGGGUGUCCCCCCCGCGACCCCUGCCCUCCGACCUGCUGGCCGACCUCUGUCAGCUGGCCUCCCUCAGCCUGGACCUGGGCUGUUUCCAUAGCAGCACUUCCUGUGAGGAGGGAGUUUGUGACUUCCUGCGCCGGUACUUCUUCCUGUUGGAUCCGGAGCGCGUGCAGAGGGCCUGUGCGUUCAGGUACCGGGGCCAGCCCAAGGUCCGGGAGGCCUUCAUUGCAGGCCUGCUUGAGCUGACUCGGUCCAGUCCGGUUGUGGCGGUCAUAGAGAAGGGGGACCUGCUGAAGUCGCUUCGGACACUGAGGGACCUUCAACCCUGGAGCGCCCCCCCCCUGCUCGCUCUCCUGCACCGGCUGUAUGAGAAACACGGUGAGCUGGCUGUUCGCUCCUUCACCCAGUUCUAUCCCACAAUCCUCCCCUCUGACAUCAUGGCCAUGGCCCAGAGGAGCCAUUUCCUGGCCUACCUGGAUAACCUGGUGCACUCCCGCGCAGAGGAGCAGAGACUCUCCUUCCUUGGGUCCCUCCUUCAGCCAGAGUCACUGCGGCAAGAAUGGCUAGAGCUGGCGCUAUCCCACGAUGCACCACAAAAAGCAGAUACUCUGACCUUAAACGGACAGCCCAGGUGGCGAUCUCAUCUGUUCAGCUGGGGAUAUGGGCGCCUCCUCUCCCUUCUGAUCCAGCUGCCAGCUGACCUGGCCUCCAAGCAGAAGAUGACGGAGACUUGCCGAACGUUUGGGUACUGGAAAGGCUACCUCGCCCUUUGCUGUCAGCUACAGCGCCGCCCGGAGGCCUUCGCCACCAUCUGCAGGCUGGAUGACAUGAGCCUGCUGGAGGGGCCCAACGGUGUUGGUCCUGAGACUCUGGAGGAAUGGAAACUCCUUCUCCAGCUUUCCCAGCAGCAACGUGACUCUCCCGACGCCGCCUCUGGCCCCGCCCAGCCAAACGCUAACGGCCUGUCCAACGGCUCCUGUGAUUCGUGCGGCCAGGUCAGCCCGGAAAGCCUGAUGCUGCGAUUGGCCCGUAUAAUCGGGCCGGACCGGGCCAUCGAGACGCUGGGGGACUGUGGGAUAUGCGUGGAGCUGGGGCCGCGCUCCAGUCUGGUCUGUGAGCUGCUCAGAAUGGCAGAGAAGAGGCAGCGGGCUUUGAUCCAGACCAUGCUGGAGCGCUGUGAUCGUUUCCUCUGGUCCCAGCAGGCCUAGGGCUCAGUGUAGGCCACUGAGUCUGACUGCAUGGCUACAGUAGGCCACUGAGUCUGACUGCACGGCUACAGUAGGCCACUGAGUCUGACUGCACGGCUACAGUAGGCCACUGUGUCUGACUGCAGGGCUACAGUAGGCCACUGUGUCUGACUGCAGGCCUACAGUAGGCCACUGUGUCUGACUGCAGGCCUACAGUAGGCCACUGUGUCUGACUGCAGGCCUACAGUAGGCCACUGUGUCUGACUGCAGGCCUACAGUAGGCCACUGUGUCUGACUGCAGGCCUACAGUAGGCCACUGUGUCUGACUGCAGGCCUACAGUAGGCCACUGUGUCUGACUGCAGGCCUACAGUAGGCCACUGUGUCUGACUGCACGCCUACAGUAGGCCACUGUGUCUGACUGCAGGCCCUACAGUAGGCCACUGUGUCUGACUGCACGGCUACAGUAGCCCACUGAGUCUUACUGCAUGGCUACAGUAGGCCACUGAGUCUUACUGCACGGCUACAGUAGGCCACUGAGUCUUACUGCACGGCUACAGUAGGCCACUAUGACUGUUGGUCAAGCCUGGGUGACUGUGACUACAGCGAAACCUGGCCCAAAGACUAUUUCAACCCUUUCCUAUGGUUGUACAUUUUAGUUGGUAACAAUUUUAGUUGAAACAGUUUUCAGAGAUUUGUUGGAGUGGUUCCACAUUUUAUCUAAAUGGUUUUAAGUUAAUGUGUGUUUGAUCCAGGUCAAAUUAUUUAAACAGUGUUGCUGUCCAGCUUUUCCAAGUCUAAACCAAUACACUUGUAUGACAGGUGGUUAAAUAACAGUAUUUUUUUAAUCACAGAUUUUCAAAUGUGUUUAGAGUUUUAAUAUAUAAAAUUCAUAAUUUCUUAUAUGUCUGGAUUCAGUUAAAUGUUUUUGUUUUUGUGAGGGUUACUUGUAAAGAAUAAUUAAGCCAAAGUAUAUGAUUUGAGCAGUUACAGAUAAUACUGAUUUCUUUUAAGCAUGUCCCUGAAUGUCCCUUAAUAUAUGAGACCCUUUCGCAUCUGGAUGUUGUGUACAUUCAUUUUCAUUAUUUUAUUAAUUAUAUUAUUAUUUUUAAAUUGGCCGUGAAUAUGAACAAACUGCACAAAACCGUGUGUGCAAUUUGUUCUUUUAUGAAAUGCACGCUCAAGUGCUGUCUGUAAGUUCCUGAAAAACGUUUAACCUAUAUCUAUCACAUACCAAGAUAAACUGCAGUCUAAUCAUUAACAAAUACUUGUUUCCUUUAAGGUAAUAGCUGUGUUCAUUUCUGUGUGUUUGUUGACCUUGCUGAUAAACCUCUCACAUCCA